This is a messenger RNA of Lathyrus oleraceus (garden pea), 1873 nucleotides long. RefSeq names its product bZIP transcription factor TGA10. Gene Ontology annotation, biological process: regulation of DNA-templated transcription; DNA-templated transcription. Gene Ontology annotation, molecular function: sequence-specific DNA binding; DNA-binding transcription factor activity. The record is from RefSeq and is a predicted model, not a curated record. NCBI's taxonomy places the organism in Eukaryota, Viridiplantae, Streptophyta, Magnoliopsida, Fabales, Fabaceae. The transcript is spliced from 11 exons. Bases 448 to 1815 code for a protein of 455 amino acids.
UUCAAACUCUAAUCUUUUUUCCUCUCUAAGAAAACACAACAAAAACAUAUUCUCUUGUUCUUCUUCUAUGGUUUUUCGUGAAGAGGACCGCUUUAUGAUGAGAAAAUAAAGUUUUUAUGUUUGCAGAAAAUCAUCUAAUUUUGAGUGCCAUAUAUAUGAGAGAGAAAGUAGCAAAAAAGGAGUAAUAAUAGGAAAUGAAUUCUUGUCUUUUAGUACUUCUUUGCAUUGAAUUCAAUCUCUCUCUAUCUCUAUCUCUUCUCUUUGUAGCUAUAUCUCUUGAAUUAUAACUACAUAACCGACUCUCUCUCUCUCUCUCUGUUUUUCCGUGGAAAAUUGAAAAUGAUUUUAAGUAGAAGAAACAAAAGGCGGUUUCAUAGUUCAUGAAGCUUACGAAACAAGAACAAACAGACAAAGUGUUUAGGUUGUUUGUUUCUUUUUGUUAUAUAUAUGGCUUCAAGUGUUGAAAAACCAAACCAAACCACUACUCAACUAGAACCACUCCCACCAUCACAACAUCAUCAUCAGCAUCAUCAACCAGAUAAUCAAAUUUCAUUUGGAAUGAUGCAAUCUUCUUCAUCAACCUCUCUCCCUGGAAACUUCAUAACUAAAGAUUCAGCUUAUGAUUUGGGUGAAUUGGAUCAAGCACUUUUUCUCUAUCUUAAUGAACAAACUGAUCCAUCAAGUAUUCAAGACCAAAAACAGAAUUCAACAUCAGGAAUGAGGCCACCAACUCUUAACAUUUUUCCUUCUCAGCCUAUGCACGUAGAGCCAUCAUCAUCCAAUUCAAAGGAAACAACUGGAUCAAGAAAACUCAACCUACCAAAACAAGUCGUAUCUGUCUCUGAACCAUCCAAAAUUGUCAAGCAGCCAGAGAGAAAUCAUGGCAAGGGUCCAACUUCAAGUUCUGAACAUGAAGGACCUAAAACACCAGAUCCCAAGACACUGAGAAGACUUGCUCAGAAUAGAGAAGCAGCUAGAAAAAGCAGGUUGAGAAAAAAGGCAUAUAUUCAGCAGCUUGAGUCAAGCAGAAUCAGGCUUAGUCAAAUGGAACAAGAGUUACAGCGUGCUAGAAAUCAAGGCAUGUUCUUUGGUGGAGGUGCAGUUUUGGGAGGAGAACAAAACCUUCCUAUUUCAAUGAAUAGCAUUAGCUCAGAGGCUGCAAUGUUUGAUGUGGAAUAUGCAAGAUGGCUAGAGGAGCACCACCGAUUAGUAUGCGAACUAAGAGCGGCGGUUCAAGAGCACAUUCAUGAGGAUGAGCUUAGAAUGUUUGUGGAAAAAUUCCUGGCACAAUAUGAUCAACUAAUGCAUCUCAAGAGCCUAGUUGCAAAAGCAGACAUAUUCCAUCUUGUUUCUGGCCUGUGGGUGACCCCGGCCGAACGUUGCUUCUUGUGGAUUGGUGGAUUCAAACCUUCUGAACUCAUCAAGAUUAUUGUGAGUCAAAUUGAGCCUAUAACCGAGCAACAAAUAAUGAGUAUAUACGGAUUGCAACAAUCUACACAAGAAGGAGAAGAUGCUCUCUCACAAGGACUCGAAGCUUUCAAUCAAUCUCUUUCAGAAACUAUAACAUCAGAAUCAUUGAGCUAUCCUCCGAAUAUGACUAACUACAUGGAACAAUUGGCUAGGGCCAUGAACAAGCUUUCCACUCUUGAAAGUUUUGUCAGAGAGGCAGAUAAUUUACGACACCAAAUCAUUCACCGUCUGAAUCAGAUCCUAACGACGCGACAAGCAGCGAGAUGUUUUGUUGCCAUGGCGGAGUACUUCCAUCGCAUGCGAGCAUUGAGUUCUCUCUGGUUGGCACGCCCUCGUCAAGACUAGCAUGCAGUGGCUUGUGCCAAAUACUACCUUCCCCACCUAAAGCUAACUUUAGCUAUAU